Molecule: messenger RNA, 1341 nt
Organism: Plasmodium vivax (malaria parasite P. vivax)
Lineage: Eukaryota; Apicomplexa; Aconoidasida; Haemosporida; Plasmodiidae
Exons: 5
Coding region: 1-1341 (446 amino acids)
Molecular function (GO): Hsp90 protein binding
Source: RefSeq, a predicted model, not a curated record
AUGAAAGACGACAUCAAGAGUUCGUUGGAGGCCGAGAGGGAGAAGGAGCAGGGGAACGCCUUCUUUUCCCAGGGGGACUAUGAGCUGGCCAUAUUCCACUACACCAGGAGCAUCAACUACCGGCCCAAGUGCUCCAUCCUGUACACGAAUCGGUCCUUGGCCUAUUUCAAGAUCGGGUCCUUCCAGGAGAGCCUCGAAGACGCCCUCAAGGCCAAGGAGCUAGACAGAGACAACCUCAAAAGCUACUACCGCAUUUGCGAAGCGUACAGUGCGCUCAAGGACGAGGAGAACUACAGGAAGUAUGAGCGACUGUACAGGGAGAAGCGGAGCAGCCAAGGGGCACAAACGAAGAGAGGCGAGGAGACGACUGCUAGGAAAGGAACAGAUGGUGACUUCCCCACGAGUGGGAGUCCACUCGGGAAGGGAACCACCCAAGGAAUGACCCAGCAGAGGAGCAUCAAACAGAGCGACGAGCUGAUGCACCUGGGCGAAACGGACCACACGAACAGAUUCGUCUUCAUGAAUCAACCAGAGAUAAACGACGGAAUGUCCAAUUUCGCUUUUGAAAAAAAAAGUUACAGAAAUAAUUUCCUCAUAGAGGAAGUGUACGACUUUGACGUGAACAGGAGGGGGAAGGGACCGACCAAUGGAGCCCCGCAUGGCGGCGCGUAUGGCGGAGCGCCGAAAAGGAAAGAAGGCAACACUUCUCACAGCGCUGCUCGUGCCGAUGGGGACUCCCAGAAGAAACCCCCAGUGAGCCAAGCCGAUCUACUGGACGAUGUGGAACUGUUUCUAAACAACUUGGCAGACAUAUGCAUGCACCCCCUCCCUUUCAUUUCUGUUCCCAUUGAAAGGGAAACGAAAAAAGGAAAAGCUGGCAGUUACCAUAAUGCCAAUGUGAAGACUUUGAAAGGGAAAGCAGACGAGCUUUUCGCGGAGAGGAAAUUCGAAGCUGCCCUGGAACUGUACAACGAGGUUAUUCGCGAGCACGACAGCGAACGCGGAAUAUACUACUGCACAGCGCUGAGCAACAGAAGCGCCUGCCACGUCGAAAUGAAGAAGAUCCGGAGCGCCCUCUGCGAUGUGAGCAACACGCUGAGUAUCCUCUUUUCAUUUUUCCAAGCACAUAGAGAGGAUAUAAAGCGCGCCAGCAGUGCAGCAUCCCCCUCCUCCGGUGCACACGAAGAGGCGGCAGCAUUUCUUCCAACAGAUUUGGAGCUUUAUAAAGACCCCAAGGGAAUCUACUCCCAGGCGCAUAAAUUGGUAAUAAAGCUACUCUUCAGAUAUGUGAAACAUUCACACCAGUAUAGAAAAAAUGGGUGGACACCCUCAGACGCAUGA